Messenger RNA from Ostreobium quekettii, 4533 nucleotides. The record is from the annotation of a GenBank genome assembly. Lineage: Eukaryota; Viridiplantae; Chlorophyta; Ulvophyceae; Bryopsidales; Ostreobiaceae.
AUGCGCAGGUGGUGUGCAGGCGAGGGCGGCCUCCAUGCCCCAUCCUGUCUCCUGCCACGCACGGACCAAGUACACCCCUACCCUACUACAAAAAGCCAAAGCGGGAACUUGGUGCGACGCGCGGACGUGGUGAUGGGCCUGAGAGGCGGUUCUGGCAGGGCUUGCGGCGGCGAGAAGGGCUAUAGCGGCAAAGCGCCUGGCACCAGCCCAAAAAACCUGCACGAUGUGAGGAUGCUGCGAACGCGACAGAAGACGCAGACGGGGGUCCUCCAUGCCUUGCUGUUAUUGGCACUGCUGUCGAUGGACGGGUCGGUGGGCGAGCAGCGGCAGGAUUUGACGCCCCUCCAGUGCGAUACAGAAGGUCUCCAAAGGAGCAGUGAGGACGCCUGCAGUGCUGUGAUUGAGGAAUCUUUCAAGAAUGAAAGCACAGGAGUUGGACCCUUUAUUAAGGGUGGGAAGACUGCUGAGUUGGAGAGAUUCCCCUACUUUGUGCGUCUCCUGAAGCAAGCUUCCCUGGAGCAUGCUUGUGGGGGGAUUUUGAUCGAUGCAUGGCACGUACUCACUGCUGCUCAUUGCCAGAAUUCCACUGGCAAUAAUCCACUUGCUUAUGUUGGGAGAAUGCAAGAGUUUGUGGGUGUGAAGACCAUGAUUUUGCACCCGAAAUGGAAUGGAAUCGUUGCUGAUGGGCAUGAUAUUGCCUUGGCUAGACUGCUCAGGAGUGUGGAGAACGUGAAGUUCCCAGUGCUUUCCCCUCCCAAAACGAAGUACAUCCAUGGCACAGUCGUGUCUGCCCUUGGAUGGAAUGAAUCCAUGGAUUGGUGGAACCCACGAGCUAUUGACAUUGCAGACACAUUGUGGGUGGUGGACCAUGAUAGGUGUUAUGGCGAUGUCAAGAAAGAUUUGAAACCCGGGAUGAUUUGUGCGUAUUCAUGGAAAAUGCGCCCAUGCCCAGGCGACUCUGGUGGUCCUCUCCUCAUCGCACAUGAUGAUGCUGGCUCAAUAAUGAAUGGCAACCCACAGGGGGACAUUGUCAUCGGCAUCGUAUCGUUUGGGAGUGUCAUCUGUGAUACAAAGAUCGAGCACCUCAGCACUGCAUACACUGAUGUCAGCGAAUACGCUCUAUGGAUACAGGAGGUCAAGAACUCUUGGAAUCCUGAGGUGUUUUGGCUCGGGGGGGCAGUUGCGAUUGUUGCCAUCGUGUGCACAUGCUACAAAUGCCAGGAUAAUCCCACACAACCCGAUGUCCCAGCCCAUUGUGGAAACAGGCCCCUGCAGCGAUCUGUGCUGGUGCGACAAACCACUCAGGAUUCUUUGCGAGGAGUAGCCGAGCUGUUCAGAGACAGUUAUAUGGGGGUGGCAGCACUGCAAGAGCUGCCUGCACAAGUUCUGGAGCCUGUUUCCAUUGGUGUGGCACGUGCAAUGCUCUCAAGGCGGCAGAAGCGCAUGCCAAAUCAUUUUGUGACAGUCAGCGGCAAAGUUCAAGCAAUUAUGGACCUGUUGCGGCUUCCUGCAACCACAACUGUGGCAUUGUCCGGCAUGGGCGGUGUAGGCAAGUCUACUCUGGCAAUGGCUGUGUACAAUGAAACCAUCCGCUCACCAGAGCUUGGCGAAGCAGUGUGGCUUAGAAUUGGUCGAGCCCCGAAAUGUCCUCGAAGCCUGCUUGUAGAGAUCUGGAAUAAACUCGGUGGACAAGAGCAAGACCUGUAUGGCGAAGUUGAUGACAUCCUUGAGAUGAUCCAGAAUGCAUUGGAACACAGAUGCUUAUUACUUGUUCUUGAUGAUGUUUGGGAUGCAGCCCACGUUGAAAAGCUAAUGGUCAUCAGCAAUACACAGAGCCGAGUGCUUAUGACAUCAAGACGGACAAGUCUUGCAAAGCAAGUCGACAUUAAUGCAAAAACCUUCAAUGUGGAAGUUCUGGAUGCCAAGGCUUCCCAUGAGCUUUUCUGCAGGUUUGCAUUCGGUGCUGCACAAGUGCCAAGCAGCAAACAGAGCUCAGCACACAUUGUUGACGAGAUGGUGCAGUUGUGUGGGCAGCUGCCGCUGGCUCUGAGGAUAAUUGGUAGAAUGGCUGCUGGGUUCCAAACAGAGCAUGAGUGGAGACAUGCCUUAAAAAAGCUGAAACAAUCGCAGGAGCGGGCUGGAGAAAUGGAGAGCGUGCUGUCUACCCUUAAAGUCAGUUAUGACGAUCUGGACAAAGACCACAAACUGAUGAUCUGCUGCUUGGUGUGCUACCCUGAGGGCUGUCACGUGAAACUGACAGACCUGGUGGAACAUUGGAUGGCGCUCCAGCAGCGGGACUUCGGAGAAGGCUUCGAAGGGAACAACUUGUCCCAUGAUGCAGUUGCUGUUCUGUACAAUCUCCGAGACCGUUCUCUGUUGCAUGUAGAGGACAAGGAAGGGGAACAGUGGCGUGAUGCGGUGUGCCACAUGCAUGGCCUUGUGAGGGAGAUGGGCAUCAUAGCAGCAAAAGGUGACCUGCCAGACAUGCACAACAUUGCGCUGUCAUUGCCCAUUUCAACCGAUGAGAGGGACCAUGCACAGUGCACGCACUCCUUGAUUCUGAGGGAGUACUUAAUGCCAACUUUGCCACCCCUCCUGCUCACCUGGGUGCAUCUGAAGGUGUUGGACUUAUCAGGCAGCCGCUUGGAGACGUUGUGUGGAGGUGUGCAGGACCUGGCAAUGUUAGAGGUCCUGAGGCUUGAUCGCUGCUCACUGAAGACCCUGCCAGAUGAGGUGACCAACCUGAGGCAGCUUGGCGUCUUGUCACUUCGGGGCUGCUGGCUGCUCACAUGUCUGCCAGUCCACCUCGGAAGCCUCAGUCGCUUGCAUUCAUUGUACCUGCAAGACUGCUGGGCUCUGGAAUACUUGCCUCAAACACUCACCCAGCUGCAGGACCUGCACAAUUUCGACCUUGCACACUGCAGACAGCUGCUGUCACUUCCUACAGGGUUGCAGUGCCUGAGCAACAUCGAAUUCUUGAGCUUGGGAGGGUGCUCAAGGUUGGAAAUGUCUUUGGGGAUGCAGAAUGACCCACUCCGCCGGGAGUAUUCCCUGAUUGAUGCCAUUGUGUCGAUGAAUUACUUGCAGUGGCUGGAUUUGCAUGGGCUUGAUAAUCUCAAACACAUUCCAGAUGCACUGGGGCACCAUUUGGCCCGCCUGCGACAGUUGGAUUUGAGUGGCUGCAGUAGCCUUGAAGCCAUCCCACGGUGCAUAGGACGCGUGACCAAUAUUCGUACACUGAAUCUGGCAUCGUGCAGUCGUCUUGCCAACAUUCCUGAGGCCAUCGAGGGACUGGUUCAGUUGCAGCACCUGGAUUUCAGCCAUUGCUCCAAUCUCAAGCAUCUUCCAAAGGGCAUAGGAUGUCUUACACAACUUCGUCGUCUGGACCUGAAUGGGUGCUCCCAGCUCCAGGACAUUCCAGAGUCCAUUCAGUCUUUGAGCCAGAUUAAUAGCUUGAACCUGAGUGGGUGCUGUUGCCUCAGCAGCCUUCCUGCAGCUCUUGCAGCACUCGUGCACCUGCGAUUCUUGAGUUUGAGUGGUUGUUUGGAAUUGACAGAAGUUCCGUUGGCCAUCUGGUCUUUGAAGCAACUCCGGCACCUUGAUCUCAGUGGGUGUCGUUUCAGUGCACCAACCCCAGGUAGUGCCAGCAACGAAGAAAUACCUGAUGCUAUUGGGGGCUUGGGCCAUCUUGGGACACUUAUCCUUAAUGGUUGCACAACCCUUACUCAGCUCCCUACAUCCAUCGGGUCGCUGACCCACUUGAGGACAUUCUUGCUGACUGGAUGCACCAAGCUCGAGCGAAUUCCAAAGGAGGUUGGGUUGCUCAGUCGGCUGAAGACCCUGGACCUCAGCGGCUGCAGCAGGCUAAAGGCGUUGCCAGAGGUCGGGGCUGGUUCAUGGCAGCACUUACAAACACUGGAUCUGAGUGGGUGCAGCAGUCUAGCUUCACUGCCACCCGUCAUGUCGUUCGAGCAGCUCAGGGGCUUGUUUUUGAGUGAAUGCACCAGCCUCAGCAGUCUUCCUGAUUCUCUUGCUUCAUUGAGGCACCUCCGGAUUGUCGAUCUCAGAGGGUGCUCCAACCUCAAGGCGUUGCCAGGAGAUGCGACGUGGCUCAGCCAGCUUCAACGGCUGGACAUCGAUGGUUGCUGCGAGCUUGAGAAGAAAUUUGGACAAAAUGAUCGGCCUGGCAAAGGCUACAGAACGUUCACACGGGUCCUAACUCUGAAACAGUACUUUGUGAGGGCUUUUACACGGCCAAUCCCAAAGAGCAGAUACCAAACACCUUGCCGAGUUGACAGGCUGCGGGAAUGGAGGGAUGCUUUUGGACGUAAAGGGAAAAAGGGAAAAGGUGUAUUGCUGCAGCGUAGCCCACCAGUGCGAACACAGCAGCAUUACGCACAGUUGCAACGUUCAACAGUGCUGCCACAGGACACGUUUCAGGAAUGGCUGGAAGCAAUUGGGGUGAAGCCAAGAAGGGCCAACGCUGCAACGCCAACGUUGCAGCAAUCCCCUCCACUGCGAUCACGCAAAUGA